AAACCCAGAAGAAGACAAAGUGAAAGUGACGUCCGAGCGGAGAAAGUUAGACAAAACAAAACAUUGAAUAUUAAGUGAUAUUAAAUACACGCAGCUCCAUUACAGCGGCGAUACUGAAGCACAGUCAGUCAUGCCCCGCAUUUCUGUUCACUGUGUCCUGAUCUUACUGAUCAUUGGAUUCAUUACGGUGACUGAAUCAGCUGUUCUUCCAGUGACGGUGAAGCUUAAUGACUCUGCUACUCUGCCCUGCUAUGAAAGAUGCUCUGGUUUGGUCAGAUGGACUGUGUUCAGUAAACCCACUGAUGCUCUGGCUGAGUGUGAUCAGACUUCAUGUAGAUCAAAGGAGGGAUAUCAGAUGAUCCAUGAUCAGUACCUGAAGGGGAAUCUCUCUCUCACCAUCACUGACGCUGAUUUCACUAAGAGAGCUCGGUACACGAGUGACUGUGAUGGGAAAGAUCUCUGUGAUGUUCAUCUUAAGAUUGAGCCCUUGAAUUUUCCCAUUCAGAUUAAAACUGGUCAAUCACUGGUGCUGAAGUUGGACGUAUCAGAUCCAGUGGAGGUGAUUUAUAACAGCACAGAUACAGCUGGACCAUCCAGUGAUCAGAUCUGUACAGUGGAUGGACGAUCCACACAGUGCAAACCUGAAUACACACAAAGAGCAUCACUCACAGCUGCUCUUGAGCUGAGAGGAAUGACUCCAUCUGAUAGUGGAGUUUAUACUGUAAUAGAGACCAGGAACGAAGAGGUCCUUCACAAAUAUGAAGUGACUGUUGAAGGUGAUGGUUCUGAAGCUCAGGAUAAGAUUCGUAAGGCCUCUCGAAGCCGCCGCAGCGCCCCAUCUGAUGGUCAAUCCUGUCUGUGCAGAGAUCAAGGAGCUGCUGUACCGGUGUGGCUGUUUGUACUCUCGCUGGUGCUGGUGGGGGUUGGAUUCAUGGUAUUGGUGGUGGUGAUUGUGCGGCUGAAGAGAGAGAUUCAGCGACUACAGGCAGGAUCCCCUGCUCUUAACCGGGGGCUCUGAGAGAUCAUUUCAAAUUGUUUAUUUUUCCUAUCUCUCUUUACCGUCUCAGGAAAGGGAAUGUGUGUGUGUGAGAGAUACUUGAUAUGUGUAUCAAUAUGGAGACUUAAGCACUAUCUACUCUUCAUCUACAGGGUUUCAGUGUAGAAUCUAUACAUCUCAACAGAAGUAACAACUGAGAUUUCCUUUAUUCUUACAGUUCAACUUUCUGGAGCAACUUUUGGUACAAAGAUUUUGCUGAAAUUGAGCAUCUUUAUCAGAAUCUAAAUGAUAACCACUUUUUGUCUAGAAGACCUCAGUACAAAUGCUGCCAGUGCCUUUCUUCUAUGAAAACGUGAGUGCCUUAGUUGAGAGUCUGAACUGAGGUAUAUUUUGCUUUCUUUUAUUCUUGAACUGGACCAACUAUUCUGUGAAGAAAUUAGAGAAGCUUUCUUUAUCUGUAGGUUUGGAGAUGUUACAUUUAUCAGGGCUAAGUUUCCCUAAAGCAGGGUUUCUCAACCGCUGGGCUGUGGAACACAGUGGUCCACAGGCAUGUCCUAGGGGAAAGGCAGCAGUUCAAAGUGGGCCAGUAAUGUCACUUUGUGUAAAAAAAAACAAAAAAGAAAAGAUAAGUGGGAAAAAAAGAUUAACUUAAUAAUUCUCUCAUCCGCUGUCAUUGUUCUGAGCUGGUUUUAAAAACAGACGAGCCAUAAAGUAACAAUAAAGUAAUGCGUUUUUGGUUCAUCGAUCAGAACUAACAACUGCAGAUGUGUUAUUUAUUUAAACAUAACUGCAAAUGUUGGUUUCUGGAAUUGAAACAAAGUGGAUGAUCAGAUCUUUUUCAGGCCCUGAUUCUUAGGUGUUCAGUGUCAACACAUAAAAAAAAGAGUAAAAAAGUUACUUUAAGAAAGGUGAUCUUUGUUUUCCUGUGGGCGGUCCUUCAGUGCUUUCUAGAUAUAAACAGGGGUGGGCUUCGGGUGGGAAAAGCUUGAGAACCCCUGCCCCAAAGCAUCUUAGCAUAAAUUCUUCAUAUUCAGAUUAUUAAAUGGAAGAGUGUGCCUUACAGUGAACGCUUUCUCUACUAGUUAAAAUGAUCUUAACACUAAGAAACGCUUUUGGAAAACUUGGACCUGGAAUUUAAUCUAAAGAAGCUGAACUUACUGAAUAGCCUUUUUACAGGGCAGCUAAAACUGAAAACAAAAGCUAAUUUAAACACAAAUCUGCUGAUGUUCUCAAGUUUAGGGGUAGAUGGAUGUCCUUAGACUCUAGACAGGUUUCUCCACUAGCUUAGAAACUGACGGCUCUAUAAUUCAGUUCUGUCUGAGAAUGAGGAACUUCAACCAUUGGAGGCUUUAAACCACAUAUUAGGUUUUGAACCCUUGGUGUGAAUGAAAGAGCCAGUGAAGUGAUAUCAUUAGAGAAAAAAACAAAGCAGUAGGUCAGCAAAUGAUGCUUCUGGAUGCUUUUAUAGGGCUAGUAAUGAAAGACAAGGAGUGCAGCCUGAUGACCAAAUCAUAGAUAAUAAUGACUUGUUAUGGACUGUAGCAAAAUUUAUUAGGUACUUUUUUUAGCAUAAGAACUGAACAUUUUCAGAUAUCUCUUUUCUUAUAUUGUGAUUUGACUGCAUAUUUGAUAUAGAACAAAAUACAAGCUCUAUGUAAUUUAUUUUGUAGUUACCAAGUGUAUCUUUAAUCAUCAGCAUUGUAAUCAGCUCCAACAAAAUGUGCAACUGCCACUGAAGACAUGUGCCCCCUGUUAAAGUGGUCCAGCUGGAGGGUCAGUUAAACUCAUUGAGACUGAUUGUGAUGAAUCGUAUUUCAUUAGAUUAAGAUUCUCUAAGGCUUUAUGAAUGUAUGUUGUGCUUUGCUGUAUUCUUCUCUAUUCUGUUCUCUUCUUCCCGUCUGUAAAUAUCAUUCAGCUGGCAGCUUUAGAGUGAGGAUUUUUUAAUACUGAUGUCUUUACUAGAAGGAAAGUUGUAUGACAGGGAAAGCCACUGAUAUGUCUUUUUACAUUCUUACAGUCUGCACAGGAUUAUUGUUUUUUAUUACCUUGUUUAAUUGAAGAAAAAAAAAAAACUUGGUGAGAUACAGUAUGUACAUUUUGUUAUGGCUGUCUUUACAUCUUGUAUAAAUAAGUGCUGUUUUUAUAGUUUUUGUGUUUCAUCUAACAUUGAUUCUGUAAUUUUGUACUGAGACUGAAACACCAGUAAGACUGACCCAAGUGCCUCAGGCGAGUGUGGAUAGCCAAUCAGAAAGAAAAUGACAAUUUUGAUAUUUGUGGUCAAUUUAACAUAGUCAGUAUUUUGUAAUUGUGAUCAUUUUUGUUAUUGUGAUUGUUUGCAAGAAGUCAUAUGGCACAGUCUAUAUAAGGGAAUUAAAACCUGAUGUAUUAAAUUACAUAAAAGGACCAAAAAAGUGAGGUAUGUCUGAUUAUGUUAACUAAACUGUGAGUGUCUUGUUGGAGACAUGGAAUCCUAUGAUGAUAGCAUGUUCAAUAUGACCUACUGCCAGUAUUUGUCUAUACAGACUGUAGUGUUGUGGGCUUCAUUUUAGGCACCUGCUAUUCCUGAAUGUGGUACAUUUGAAGGAGUGUCCGCAUACUUUUGGCCAUGUAGUGUACAUUUUACGGUUUUGUGCCUUGGUUAAGAGCUGUUUUGAGAUGAACCACCAGCAGGAGUGAAUCCAGUGAACAGCUUUGUCAGCACUGUUGCACUUAUAUAAAUAGCACCAGAGAAGUAUGAUAUAGUAGGUAAAGUAUAAAUGUGUUGGCACAAUAUUUUGAGAUGUACAUUGUUUUGUUUUAAAAUAUUUAAAUGUAAGGAGUGUUUAUUAUAGUAUUUUAGUUUGGUUUAUUGGAAAUGACUAAUUAUGGAAAAUAAAGCUGAGUGAAUAUUGAA
Molecule: messenger RNA, 3890 nt
Organism: Colossoma macropomum (tambaqui)
Lineage: Eukaryota; Metazoa; Chordata; Actinopteri; Characiformes; Serrasalmidae
Exons: 6
Coding region: 131-1018 (295 amino acids)
Source: RefSeq, a predicted model, not a curated record